AUGAAUAAGAUACUUACUGUCCUUAUCGUUACCUAUUGGCAUAUGACACUAUUGAGUGGUACAACCGUACAAGGUAUUGUUAUUGAUGCCGAUUAUAAUCGCGCGAAUUAUGACAAUCCAGCAUCGUUAACUAAUUUUAUUGACGAAAAUGAUAUUAUAAAUAGUGUUGAUGGACAAGAAAAUGUUCAUCCAUCAUUUUAUGACGAAAACAGAAACGCGCUUUUCUAUGCUAUGAUUGAACCACAUCCAAAUUUGUUCAGGGGCCAAAAAGAGAAUAACAAGAGCAAACAACAAAAACCCCGCCCAUAUCGUCCAUCAGCAUCAUAUUAUAAACGAUAUGCACCUCAAGCAUUCCAUGCCAUGCGUGGAAAACGAACAGUUUCUUAG
Molecule: messenger RNA, 387 nt
Organism: Didymodactylos carnosus
Lineage: Eukaryota; Metazoa; Rotifera; Eurotatoria; Philodinida; Philodinidae
Source: the annotation of a GenBank genome assembly